Molecule: messenger RNA, 1797 nt
Organism: Chenopodium quinoa (quinoa)
Lineage: Eukaryota; Viridiplantae; Streptophyta; Magnoliopsida; Caryophyllales; Amaranthaceae
Product: dnaJ homolog subfamily B member 4-like
Exons: 2
Coding region: 366-1415 (349 amino acids)
Cellular component (GO): cytosol
Molecular function (GO): protein-folding chaperone binding
Source: RefSeq, a predicted model, not a curated record
UACGACACAAUCACACAUAAAUCAGUGUAAUAAACGUGGAAAACUAAAGAUGAAGUAUGUAAAACUGAAAAUAAUUCCACGAAAAUUCCAUUUCAACGACCGUAUCUAUUGUAGGCCCACUAACACACGUUGUGUCAUCUUCAUUCAUAUUUUCUUCCAUUCCAUAUAAUCCACCAUUAACAUACUCUUUUUUUUUUCUCUCUCCUCUUCUUCUUCCUCCUCUUACACACCUCCACGUCUUCCCUUUCCCAACGGUAACACAACAUUCAAAAUCCCCCAAAAAAACAAAAAUCCCACAAAUUCAACCCUUAUAAUCAUCAAUCAUUAACCCCACAAAAAAUUUCAAAAAAAAUUGAUUAUCUAAAAUGGGGGUUGAUUACUACAACAUUCUCAAAGUUAAUCGAAAUGCAAGCGAAGAUGAUCUUCGAAAAUCGUAUCGUCGAUUAGCAAUGACUUGGCACCCAGAUAAGAACCCUAAUAACAAGCGUGAAGCUGAAGCGAAAUUCAAGCAGAUUUCCGAAGCUUAUGAUGUUUUGAGUGAUCCCCAGAAACGUCAGAUCUACGAUCUUUACGGUGAAGAAGUUCUCAAAUCCGGUCAAUUUCCGCCGCCUCCUUCCGCCUCUCACGGCGGCGCGUCGGCCUCACACCACCGGAAUCGACACCACCAUCAUAAUGGAAACCCUAACCCUAAUUUCUCGUCGUUUCGGUUUAAUCCGAGGGAUGCUGAGGAUAUUUAUGCGGAAUUGUUUGGGGAUGGAGGGGGUUCGAACCCGGGUGGUAGAGCUCCUAGUAGAGGGAGAAGUUAUAGAGAUGGGUAUUUUCGGACAUCGAAUGGUGUAGGUGGAGAAGGGGUGGCUCCGCAAGUACAGAAGAAAGGGCCUCCUGUUGAGAAUAAUUUGCCUUGUAGUUUGGAGGAUUUGUAUAAGGGUGCUAAGAAGAAGAUGAAGAUUUCUAGGACUGUUGCUGAUGAUACUGGGGUCCGUACUGUAGAGGAGAUACUAACCAUUGACAUAAAGCCGGGUUGGAAGAAGGGCACUAAGAUCACUUUCCCUGAGAAAGGCAACCAGGGGCCCGGUGUCAUUCCAUCAGACCUUAUUUUUGUGGUAGAUGAGAAACCUCAUCCCCUCUAUAAGAGAGAUGGUAAUGAUUUGGUGAUUGACCAGGACAUAACCCUUCUGGAGGCCCUCACUGGAAAAAAUAUUGAACUGACAUCCCUAGAUGGAAGGAGUAUCACUAUCCCUCUAAACGAUAUUGUUAAACCUGGCGAUGAGGUGAUUGUACCUAAUCAAGGGAUGCCAAUCUCAAAAGAACCUAAUAAAAAAGGCAAUCUGAGAGUUAAAAUCAAUGUGAAGUACCCACCAAGGCUGACCGAGGAACAGAAGGCUGAUCUACGAAGAGUUUUGGGUGGAAGCUAGUGAGUAUCCCUAAGGAUUUCCAUUGCUGUCGUGUAAAUACAGAACUGAUGCAAAUUGUGAAUACUAGCAUGAAAGUAAUUGAAGGUUCUGAAUUCCACACCCAGGAGAAUAGGAUAGGUAGUAGUAUUAUUAUCAUCAGAAGCUCAGUAUUAUUUAUGUUGAUAGCGUUUCUCCUGGAAAAAUAUGGGAAGAGAUGAUAGUCUAACUGGAACAUUUAGAUUUAUUUAUCGCAGAUUUUGUGCGUUGCUGCUUGCAAUAUUCGUUUCUUUUGUAUUCUCUUCAAGCCCAAAAAGAAAACUCUAUUCCCAGGUUUUUAUUUUUGUACAAGGAAACUGGAAAUUCAAAGGUGCUUGUGAGUUAAAAUUUUCAUUGGUUUUUGACA